Messenger RNA from Didymodactylos carnosus, 2145 nucleotides. The record is from the annotation of a GenBank genome assembly. Lineage: Eukaryota; Metazoa; Rotifera; Eurotatoria; Philodinida; Philodinidae.
AUGCCGCGAAAACGUAAAACGAAGAAGACAAAAGUGGAAGUUCAGAAGGAUGAUGAUGAAGAAUUAGAAGAAGAGUUGAAAAAUAAUGAACAACAAACGCCAAAAAAACCGCCAUCAAUACGUAGUCAAUUAAAUUUGUUAACUGUUCCCAUAUUGAAACAAAUUCUUCGAUAUAAUCAUCAAAAUCCAUUUGGAAUAAAACAAGUUUUACUAACUCGAAUUAGUUAUUUGGUUAAAAAUGGUGGUUAUCCACCAUGUCCCAAAUGUAAAUAUGGACGAUUAAAAUUAAGAAAACCAAGAAAAACAACUGAAACAAAAUAUUAUUGUCCUGGAUUUCCAUCGGGAUUUGGUGAAGGUGAUUCAUUUAUUCGCUGUAAUUAUGAAACAGAUGAUUGUACAAAAACUAAUUUUAAUUUUACAAAUCCAAUUCAUUCACAAAUUCGUCGUCAAUUACAAAAACUCUCUGUCUCAUCAUCAUUAUCUCCAAAACCAUCUCAAACACCUCCAUCAACUUCUUUAUCAAUUGGUCAAGAAAUUCAUGGCUAUAUUGUUAACGAAAUUGAAUCUGUACCAGAAUAUCGUUUAACAGCUAUUAAAUUACAACAUAAAUUAACUGGAUGUGAACAUUUGCAUAUUGAUCGUGAACAUAAGAACAAUGUUUGGAGUGUUGCAUUUCAAACAACUCCACGUGAUGAUACCGGUGUUGCUCAUAUUCUUGAGCAUACAUCAUUAUGUGGUUCAGAUAAGUUUCCUUGUCGUGAUCCAUUUUUUAAAAUGACAAAUAGAAGUAUGGCUACAUUUAUGAAUGCAUUCACAGCAAGUGAUUGGACAAUGUAUGUAUUUUCAACACAAAAUCAAAAAGAUUAUUUCAAUUUAAUGUCUGUUUAUCUUGACGCUGUUUUACAUCCAAAAUUAGAUCAAUAUGAUUUCUUACAAGAAGGUUGGCGUCUUGAACAUGAAAAUGUCAAUGAUUCAUCAUCACCAAUUGUUUUAAAAGGUGUUGUAUUUAAUGAAAUGAAAGGAGCAUUUAGUGAUAGUCAUCAGUUAUUUUCUCGACGUGUUCAAAAUAGUCUUAUGCCCGCAUCUACAUAUCGUUAUGAAUCGGGUGGUGAUCCUGAAAGUAUUCCAUCAUUAACAUGGAAUGGAUUAAAAGAAUUUCAUGCUAAACAUUAUCAUCCAUCGAAUAGCAGAUUUUUUACCUAUGGUACAUUUCCAUUAACAGACACAUUAGAAUAUUUAAAUGAUUAUUUAAUUAAUUAUACAAAACAACAAAAAGCUAUUACAUCGACAUUAUUAGAAGAGCCAAGAUGGAAACAACAGAAAACUGAAAGAAUAGCGUGUGCACCACAAUCAUUUGUUGUUGAUCAAGAAAAAACGACAACAGUCAGUAUUAGUUAUCUAUUAGGAAGUAUUCGUGAUGUAUGGGAAACAUUUUUACUUGGUAUUGUUGGUUCAUUAUUAGUUGAUUCAGAAAAAUCACCACUUUAUAAAAAAUUAAUUAUACCCAAUAUUGGUACAAAUUAUUCACCGGACACCGGUUUUGAUCGUAGUACAUUGAAUACAUCAUUUCAUGUUGGUUUACAAGAUAUAUCGAAUGGUGAUGUUGAUCGUGUUCUAAAACUAAUUAAUGAAACAUUUGCAGAAGUGGCGAGAGAUGGAUUUGAACAAAGUCAAAUUGAUGCUAUUCUACAUCAAAUUGAACUUGGAAUGAAACAUCAAGAUGAAAAUUUUGGUUUAAGAAUUAUAACUAAUUUAAUUUAUUCAUGGAUUCAUGAAGCUGAUCCAGUUGAAUCGUUAAAAUCAACAAAAUUUCUUGAUCGUUUCAAUAAAGAAAUAAAAAAAAAUCCAAAAUUAUUACAAGAAAUGGUUGAAAAAUAUUUUCUUAAUAAUCAACAUAAAUUAAUUGCCAUAAUGAAUCCGGAUGAAGAAUAUUCUGAGAAGAAAAAACGAAAAGAAAUGGAAAUAUGUCAAAAGUUAAUUAGUCAAUAUGAGAAUAAACGAGAUAUAUAUGAACAAGGUCUUGAACUUCAAAAACGUCAAUCAGCGCCACAAAAUGUCGACGUUCUACCUACAUUAGCUAUAACUGAUAUUGAUAAAAAUAUUAUACAAACACCAAUUAUUAAAACACAAAUAGGCAAUAAAUAA